Molecule: messenger RNA, 3129 nt
Organism: Bradysia coprophila
Lineage: Eukaryota; Metazoa; Arthropoda; Insecta; Diptera; Sciaridae
Gene: fj
Product: four-jointed box kinase
Biological process (GO): cell-cell signaling
Source: RefSeq, a predicted model, not a curated record
AUUGCCAGUUUGAUUUAAACUGUCGUGCCGAUCGGUCCGUUUUCUGUGUCGCUAAAUCGGCUUCUGAAUUUUUCGUCUUUUCAAUUCAGUUAAUUUAAUUUAACGAAAAAUUUAUUGAUUCUAUAUUCACGAAAAAUGAUAUUAAUACGGAUAACAAUUUUGCAUGAUGACCAUUCGUCGCCUAUAUGUCGUACUGAUCGCGAAUCGUCACAUCAAUAAUUAAAUUUAUUUGUUAAAAAAUACAAAUAUAAUAAAAAAGAAAGAAAAAAAAACUUAAGUUCGAAAACGAUAUCUUACAAAAUAAAAUCUAAAAAAAAAAGUUUUAUAGAAGAACAAGAAACUUAACAUUUGAAACCUGUACUCAUCACGGUGUUGUGUUCAGACUCUACUGAGUUUCGUGUUCAAUAUGCAUCAAAUAUUUUAAAUUUUCUAAUAAAUUUUGAUGCUUAAUUUCAACUGUGUAUAUUAUAUACGAUAAUAUUCGAGUGGAUUUAUACAUUGGCACAGCAGUGGGUGUUAAUAAAAUACAACAAGGAUUUAUGGAUUUGUCGUUAUGUCCGAUUCUAAUGGCUACCAAUUUAUAUAUACACGAUCAUGAUCGCGUAUAAGAAUUUUUAAAUAAAUUGUAUAUAAUUUCCUGGAAUAUAAUUGUUGUUUAGUGAGAAACAUAAAAUUAGUUGUGAGUAUUUAUGGAACAAGUGACUGUACGAACGAAAUAACAAAAAAACAAAAAACAAAUUGUGUUGAUAGAGUUCUUUAAACAUGUAUGACAAACGAUCUAUCGAAUGUGGCGAUAAAGAUCAAGACACUGACUCACUAUCGACUGCAAUGUUAAGAAGGCGAGCAUUUCAGCGACGAGCGUGUAUCUUAAGCGUAAUGGCAGCUUUUUCGCUCGGAUUAAUUUUGGGCGUUCUUAUGCCGAUGUUUGGCUUCGGCGCUAGAGUUUUCACCGGCUAUCCAAUCAAGCAAACGAACAACACACUAUCGAAUCGACCGAUAUCGUCGCUACAUCAUCACAACGAUAUACCAGACAUUCAUUUUCCCACCAUCUAUGACAUUCAAAAGAAUAAGAAACGGAAUGAUAAGGAUUCAUAUGCCGUGUCCUUUGUAACCGAUGAGAAACUAUCAGCUGAAACAGUCUUCAAAAAUGCAUUCCAUUUGGAUAAUAAUAAGGGCACGAAUACGAUGACAGUUAAGAAACUCGAUGCGAGUGAUGGAAGUAUCAAAGAAUUUACCGUGCAACGAACUACCGACGGCCUUUUUCGCAAGAGUCCAGAAGUGCGUAUAUCAAAGCCGUUUUUGACUGACAAAAUAUUGUCGCCCGUAAAUGACGACAAAUAUGCUUCGGUUGAAUUCGUCCAGCAAGAAAAUGUACAAGAUGGUGACCCUCAUGGCAUUGUCGAUGACGAUAUUUAUUGGAGCGAGAAAAUCGAGAAAUCGUUACCGCAAGGUUUUAGCAAACAGCAAACCGAUGAUUGGAAUGAAUAUGUUGCAACAGCUGCUGUGACAAAGUUAGAAAUUGGAUGUGGUCGAAUGCAGAAUCGUAUGGUUGUAUUCCAAGAUGGGAAAAAGGCCUGUGCACGGUAUCGACAAAAUACCGAUCAAAUUCAGGGAGAGUUGUUCAGCUUCUUUUUGGGGCAGCUACUGAAUUUAAGUAAUUUAGCACCCAGUGCUGCUUCAGUCAUUGACUUGAGGUCACACACAUGGCAGUCGGCAACCAAUGACAUCCAAAACGCUCAAUGGAAAUCAUUCAAACCUGUUGUUCUGACCAAAUGGCUACCCGAUCUCGAAUCAGCCGGCAUUCCAAAACCAUUUCAACCACUGGAACGUCAUCUCAACAAAAUGGACAUUCACAACAUAUCGCUGGACUUGGAUUUACCUAAGCCGCAACGAAAUUUAUUGGAACGAUUGAUGCCAUCGAAAAACGCAUCGUCAGCUCAAACGGUGUUGAUUCCAACGGAACUGAGCGAAAAAGCUCUGUCACGAUUCAUCGAACUUGCUCAAUGGUCGGACUUGAUAGUGUUCGACUAUUUAAUAGCAAAUUUAGAUAGAGUCGUCAACAAUUUGUACAAUUUCCAGUGGAAUGCCGACAUAAUGGCAGCGCCAGCACACAAUCUGGCCAAACAAAUUGACUCCGAUCUAUUGGUAUUCCUUGACAACGAAUCCGGUUUACUGCACGGCUAUCGAUUGCUCAAGAAAUAUGAAGCCUAUCAUGGUCUUUUGCUGGAUAAUUUAUGCAUAUUCCGUCGACCGACAAUCAAAGCACUGCAACAACUUCGAGAAAAUGGUGUUGGCAAUGAAUUGCAGAAUGUUUUUGAACGAACAACAAUAAGCAGUGUACGCGAUGUGCUGCCAUCGCUUCCCGAGAAAUCAAUAAAAAUAUUAAACGAUCGCAUCGAUCGGGUUUUAGGACAAGUGCAAAAGUGUCAAGAAGUAUUUUCAAGUAGGUAACAUUGAUUUAUGUGUGUUCUUUUGCUGCCAUAUUGAACCAUAAAAAUUGAAAUAUUUAACAAUGGGAUUCUCUGGUGGUGCUUCAAUGAUUUCCAUGUAUAAUAUUGUGUAUUGAGUGAGUGAGUUACUCACGGUAACGAUUGCAUUGAGAUAUGAUGUGUUUUCUGAAGCAUUUUUUUUACUGAUUCCAGACGAAUUUAAAUAUUUGUGUUUUUAUCGUUUAACACGGCAGUUUAUAGUAAUUGUAAAUUGUACUAAAAUUCGUGAGUGUCUCACAAAGCCAGUCAUUAAACUAUUUUGUUUGUUUCAUUUUGUUUUGUUGUUCUGUAUUUUGUAGAUAUGAGAAUAUUGUGAUUUUUAUUAAUUAUUUAUAGGGGAGAAAGAAAAGGAAAGAAAAAAUUGAGAUGACCGGUGUUCGUAAGGUUAAAUACAGAACACACAUAAUAGCGAUGUAAAUAGAAAAUGUUUUCAUAAAGAAGAAAGAUUUUUUUUGUUUAAAUUAACGGAUAAUAAAAAACGACAACUAAAGCCGAGAAAUAUUAAGUGUGUAUAGUUUAGAGAAAGUACCAAAAAUAAUAAAUUAUGACAAAAAUAUAACAAAUAUGUUAAAAUGUAUUGCUUAAUGAAAGAAUCGAAUAGAAGUGUAAAUAUCAGAGAGAAACAAAAAAAAAAAAACAC